Messenger RNA from Solanum verrucosum, 2876 nucleotides. RefSeq names its product nuclear poly(A) polymerase 4-like. Lineage: Eukaryota; Viridiplantae; Streptophyta; Magnoliopsida; Solanales; Solanaceae. Gene Ontology annotation, molecular function: poly(A) RNA polymerase activity; RNA binding. Gene Ontology annotation, cellular component: nucleus. The record is from RefSeq and is a predicted model, not a curated record.
UCUCUCUCUCCCCACUUUGCUCAAUUCUAAUUUUGAUUUGUUCCUUUUCAGUCGAAUCAGAUAUGAAAUUGCCCACUUUUCCCACUCAAUUUCUCGUUUCGCUACUUUCUAGGCUUGAUCUGUGAAGUUUUGAUUUUGGGAUUUUUUCUUUAUUUCGUAAUUUGCUCAUUUUCUUGGAAAUUGAUGAUGGGUUCCGAGAGCUUAACGCCGCCGCCGGUGGAGGCGGCGGCAGAGGCCGCGCCACCGCCGAAGAAGCAGGGAAUCACGAAGCCUUUGUCUCUUGCUGGGCCCACCGAGGCAGAUCUUCAAAGAAAUGAAGCAUUAGAAAAUUUUUUGAAGGAAUCUGAGUUGUAUGAGAGUGAGGAAGAGACAGCAAGGAGAGAAGAGGUGCUGCAUCAGAUUGAUCAGAUUGUAAAAUCAUGGGUGAAACAAUUGACUCGCCAGAGAGGCUACACUGAUCAAAUGGUGGAGGAUGCAAAUGCUAUGAUAUUCACUUUUGGUUCUUAUCGGUUAGGAGUUCAUGGACCUGGAGCUGACAUAGAUACAUUGUGUGUUGGUCCCUCUUAUGUCAAUCGUGAUGAAGAUUUUUUUAUCAUUCUGCAUGAUAUUUUGGCUGAAAAGGAAGAAGUUAGUGAACUCCAACCAGUUCCUGAUGCUCAUGUCCCAGUUAUGAAAUUCAAAUUUCAAGGAAUAUCUGUUGAUCUCCUUUAUGCAAGUAUAUCUCUCUUAGUUGUCCCUGAAGAUUUAGAUAUCUCAGAUCAAUCUGUACUCUACAAUGUUGAUGAACCAACUGUUCGAAGUCUCAAUGGGUGCCGGGUUGCUGAUCAAAUAUUGAAACUAGUUCCUAAUGCUGAGCACUUCCGCACAACUCUUAGAUGUCUAAAGUUUUGGGCAAAAAGGCGCGGUGUUUAUUCCAAUGUUACCGGAUUCCUUGGCGGUGUGAAUUGGGCUCUUUUGGUUGCUCGCAUUUGCCAAUUUUAUCCUAAUGCACUCCCCAGUAUGCUUGUUUCUAGGUUCUUCAGAGUUUAUACACAAUGGCGUUGGCCAAAUCCAGUGAUGCUAUGCCCAAUAGAAGAGGAUGAACUUGGUUUUCUUGUUUGGGAUCCUCGCAAGAAUCCAAAGGACCGAACCCAUCAUAUGCCAAUUAUUACUCCUGCUUACCCUUGCAUGAACUCUAGCUACAAUGUCUCCCCAAGUACUCUUCGAGUAAUGAUGGACCAAUUUCAGUUUGGUAACAAGAUUUGUGAGGAGGUAGAGUUGAAUAAAGCACAGUGGGCCGCGCUUUUUAAGCAUUAUCUUUUCUUUGAGGUCUACAAAAACUAUCUGCAGGUUGACAUUGUAGCAGCAGAUAAUGAUGAUUUGCUAGCUUGGAAAGGCUGGGUGGAAUCCCGGCUUAGGCAACUAACACUAAAGAUAGAGCGGGACACGAACGGGAUGUUGCAGUGCCAUCCGUAUCCUAAUGAAUUUGUAGACUUAUCUAAGCCAUGUCCACAUUGUGCUUUUUUUAUGGGCUUGCAGAGGAAACAGGGUGUCAAAGUACAAGAAGGGCAACAAUUUGAUAUUCGUGGCACAGUUGAUGAGUUUAAGCAAGACGUAAGCAUGUAUGCUUAUUGGAGACCAGGCAUGGAUAUCUAUGUAUCUCAUGUUCGGAGGAAGCAAAUUCCUCCAUUUGUCUUUCCAGACGGGUAUAAGAGACCAAGGCAACCUCGGAAUACAAGUCAUAGUACUCCAGAGAAAGUUGCUAAAGGCUGCAUGUCUCCUGAAGAAAGGCAGCCAAAGAGGAAACAGGAGACUGAAACAGUUAAUGUAAAUUUGGGCAAGCCAGGGAAACGUGCUUCUAUCAGUCCGCAGAGGAUCGGAUCUGUUUCUCCUCUAGGUAGUUCUUGCAGAUCUGAUGGAUCAUCACAGAUAAUCAUUUCUGAUGAGUCACAGAGGGAGUUUGAGAGUUCUUGCCUAAUGGACAGUUCUGAUGAUAGAUCAUUACAUAGGAUAUUGCGCAGCAGAAGUGAUGCCUCUCCGAGUGACAGUUCCAUUUGUACACCUGAUAGUUUAAACUAUACAACGUCAAGGGGUUCCAUCUUAUUAGGAGUUUCCAGAGAAGUUGAUUUAGAUAGUUCUAACACAAAAUCCUUCCCAAGCAAGGAGGUGCCCGGUCCGUGUGAAGACAUAUGCACUAGAGACGUCCAAACUUUUCAAGUCUUGCAGAAUGAUGAGAAGGGGGAGAUUUUGGGAUCACUUCAUCAGGAUAUUGUUGGGCAGCUCAAUGAACCAUGCAUUCAGACUGGUUGUGCAGAAAGUCUCGAAAGAGUGCCUGUAUCAAAUUCCAACAUUCACAACCUCACUUGCGAGGGUGAUAUAAGCUUGGCCGAUCGGAUUUCACAACUUGGGGAUGGAUGUCUAAGUGGGAAUGGAGAAUUGGGUAAUGGCUUUGCCGAGAUGUCACAGGUGGAGUGCAAAACCAAACCUCUCUCUCGCAAGGGCAAUGGAACCCCAGGAUGGGACAAACUCAGAGGCUGUGCAGGAGGCUGCAAUAAGGCAUGUGUUUCUGAGAACCUGUGUUUUAUGAUUUGAUAGGUUAUGUUAUCUUUAUGCUUUCUUGCUUUGUUCCUGUCGUGGUUUCUCCCUAGCAGGUUGAGCCUGGAAUCAACAGCUUGAUUUUGGGUAGACAUUCCAAAGAUUAGUGUGUUUCGAAGCUUGUGCGGUUGUGAAAAUGCCUGUUGAAAGAUGAUAUAGUUGAGAUGUUUGGAUUAGUUUCCAAACUCACAUUUUAAAGUGAGAAGAUGUUGCAGAUUAUGGUGUGUGUGGAUUUGUCUUCAAGACCCCAAUUUGGAGUUGGAUGAAGGAGUUUUAGAGAUGAGAAUUCGUGCCUUUCUAAC